AUUGGGGCGGGUUUGGAGAUGGAGAUCACAAUACCAUCCCCGCCCCAUCCCAUUGGGGAUCUCCAUUCCCAUUCCCCAUUUGUCUCUUAAUUCUCUUCCCAUUAGGGGCGGGUAUCCAAUGGAGCCCCGCCCGCUGGGGAUUUUUGCCAUCCUAUGUCCCCCAAAACCACUCUCAACCUAGCCAACAGAUCCAGCGAUGGGGAAGACGAACGGCUUCAUCGGCGUCGACGCUGCCGUGAACCACCGCAUCAUAAGGCUGAUAAGCACAGGAAGCCUAAGAAGAAGAAGAAGAGAAGUGAGAAGCUGAAGUUGAACGAGGAGGAGGCUAACAAGUCUCUGUACAUAUGUCACAUUGAGCACCACCCUGGAAGGUGGGUCGCUUAUGUUGUCCGCGCCAGCAACUUGUCCGAUUUGUUGUUGUCAUCAGAAGACGAUGAUGGUUUGCAAUUACGGCAAGUGGGUUAUAAGGCCGGGGAUGAACUCCCGGGGUCUGUGGGUUGCGGUGUGUGGGGCUCCCGGAUUGUUUUCGCCGCCGGCAUGAAACCCUGCGGCCGUAUGCCUUCACUUGAUCGUCCCGACAUAGUUUGGCAUAGAGAUGUUUACGCCUUUGAAACUGACCCCAACAAGCACAAGCAGCCUCGUGAUAAUAGUAGAAUUACCAAGAUGGGUGGCACAUUAGUUGAAGCCAAGUUCCUUCCUCUGAUGGAGGAGGUGGGGGGCAAACUGUAUGCACUUUCAUAUAGGCUGGUGGCUGAUCCUCCCUCAUUUGAGGUAUUCGACCCGAAAGUGGGGAGUUGGGCGCCCCUGCCCCAGCCUCCAUUAUUCAAACGUCUUGGUCAGUAUAACCGCGGUGGCUUCCUCUCUUAAGCUUUGGUCCUGCACCUGCCGGCGGGUGCUGAUGACAAGAAGAAGAUAAUGUUUGCCUAUAGUUUUGGUCGUUGGUAUCUAGGAGUUUAUCUUAUGUCCUUGGAAGAAAAUCAAGAAUCUAUCACCCGAAUUGGUGAUUUGAAGCUGCCAAGGUUGCCUCAGGAAUAUGAAUUUGCACAAAGAUGUUAUUUUGUCCAUAUAGGAGGUCAGAAAGCCUGCAUUGUUGCCCCCGAAUUGGUUAGGCCAUAUAAACAAGGACCUGAUAUUAACGAGGCUGGGACUCAUAGGACACAGGGUGUUGCCAUACCAUUUUCAAUUUGAAGUUGAUAUCACCAAGGUCGACAAGGACGAGAAGAAUUGUUUGACCCUCCAAUUCAUGCCUACUCGUAUCUUCGAAUUCUAUACCAACCCGUCCACUUUUCCUGAUCCUGAAGCGGAAGGAUGGUGCUUGAUUAAUACUGCUAUUUGUUAUAAGCAGCCAUUUGCAUGUCCAAGAUUCAAGCGGCUUCAAUCUGUGCCAGCAGAAUAAUUCAGUUACAGGCAAAGAGUUUGUCAGUUGCAGGCGUUGUUUAAGUUUUGAUGAAACAUUUGGAACUUUUUGUUACAAAAGCUGUGAUCUCCAUGUUUAUCUAAGAACUGAAGCGAGGAAGGUAUUUUUUAUGCAUAUGGCUUGGGAGAUGGAAUGCCUACUAAUAUUGUGAAGGACAGGGUAGUGGUUUUAAUUUUAGGAGUAUAUUUUGCAGUACAAAAGGAAUCGGAUACAAGCGGGAGAAUCCCCUAUUUACAACAGCAGUGAUUUCUGCUUACAGAUAUAUAACAGUGGACCUGUUUGAGGUGGAUCGGAAGUCUGAAGGCUUUCGUAUACAAUGUUGGUUGUAUUCAUAUUCCUGAUCAACUAACUGGAGCAGACUGAUUUAAAGAAGAGGGACUAGCAGAAGCAGUCCAUUGUGAGGUUCACCAGGUUUCCUGAUGCCAUCUGGUGUGCAGAGCAGGUGCCCUUCUUACAUCAGCAAUGUGUAUGGCACUUUAAUUUUGUUUGGCUUGCUGGUUAAGUGAUUUCUUUUCGUAGAAAAAACAAGCAGGUGGUAUACACCCAAACCCAAGUUCUAGUGUAAUUGUUGGAGGAAAAUAAUGCAGACUCGAAGAAGAUUAUGUUUC
Messenger RNA from Rosa rugosa (rugosa rose), 2025 nucleotides. RefSeq lists its product as uncharacterized. The transcript has 2 exons. The coding region runs from base 154 to 867 and encodes 237 amino acids. Lineage: Eukaryota; Viridiplantae; Streptophyta; Magnoliopsida; Rosales; Rosaceae. The record is from RefSeq and is a predicted model, not a curated record.